AUGGCCUCAAACCAAUUAAGCACCCAAGGGGCUCUCCCACAGAUGAGGGCCCUCUCCCCAAACACAUUCCUCUACGAGCCGCCAUCGGCAGCCCCGGACCCGGGCUCCCCGCAGCUCAUCGCCAUCUUCGCCUGGAUGUCCGCCCAAGACGUGCACAUCGCAAAGUACACCUCGCGCUACAUGGCCCUCUACCCGACGGCGCGCAUCCUGCUGGUCAAGUGCCCCUUCAUCCACACGCUCUCGGUGCGCAUCGCCAAGCGCGAGAUCAAGCCCGCCGUCUCCGUCGUGCGGGCCCUCGCGGACGCCACGCCGCCCGGCGAGGCGAAGCGGCCCCAGCUGCUGCUGCACGUCUUCUCCAACGGCGGCGCGUCGAACCUCUCGAAAUUCUUCGAGCUGUACGCCGCCGCCGACCGCGCGGGCCGGGGGCUCGGCAGCCUGCCGCCGCACGUGAGCGUGUACGACUCGUGCCCGGGCGGGUUCCACUGGAUGCGCAGCUACCGCGCGCUGUCGGCGGUGUUCCCGCGGUUCCUGGCGCCGCUGGUGCACGUCUUCAUCGGCUGGUUCUGGAUCUUCCAGGUGCCGUUCGGCGGGCGGCACGGGUUUCUCGGCAGGAUGUGGGCGGCGCUGAAGCAGAAGGCGCUGUUGCAGAGCGAGCAGCGGCGGGUGUAUCUGUACAGCCGCGAGGACGAGAUGAUCUACUGGGGGGAUGUUGAGAAGCACGCCAACGAGGCGCGGGAGGUCGGGUUCAGGGUGGGCAGGGAGAGGUUCGAGGGCAGCCAGCAUGUGGCGCACGCGAGGACGGACGGGGAGAGGUACUGGGGCGCUGUGAGGGAGUUGUGGGAUGGGCGGAGGGAUAGCGGGGUUGUGAUGGAGCGGGAGGUGAAGACGGAGGCGCCGAAGGUGGAGGAGGCAAAGGCCAAGGUCGUCGAGCCUGAUUUUGAGGUUGUUGAGAAGGAGACUGUGAAGGAGCCGGUGAAGCCUGAGGUCGAGGUCAAGCCUGAUAUUGUGAAGGCGCCGGAGCCGGCAAAGAUCGAAGUGCUUCAGCCCACGCCUGUCAAGCCGGAGGCCAACCAGAAUGAGACCGUGAGGAAGAUUGAGUUGGCGGAGGAGUCUGACCUUCUCAAGCAGCCCGAGGUUGUCACGGAGGCCGAGAUUAAAGAGGCGGAGGUCGCGAAGAUGCCGGAGCCGGUCAAGGUGGAGCCGCCGAGACGGAAGAAGCAACCGACGCCGCCUCCGACGAUUCAGUGA
Molecule: messenger RNA, 1248 nt
Organism: Colletotrichum chrysophilum
Lineage: Eukaryota; Fungi; Ascomycota; Sordariomycetes; Glomerellales; Glomerellaceae
Exons: 1
Coding region: 1-1248 (415 amino acids)
Source: RefSeq, a predicted model, not a curated record